GCCGGCAUGCGCGAAUCCGAGUCCGAGGCCUAGCCCGCUCGCGGCCGCGAAUCCUCCUCGCCUCGCCUCGCCUCGCCCCGCCCCGCGAGCCGCGAUGCAUCGAGCGAUGCGGCUGCGCUGCCUCCUGCGCGCGCCGCUCUGGCGCGAGCCUGCCGCCAACCCCGCGGCAGCGUCCAGCCUUGGGGAUAGCGCCCUGGUGAGGAGGCUCGGCGCGCCGCCGUGGCCGUGCGGCGAGAAGCAGCGGCGGCUGUGCCGGUUCUACAGCUCGAACUCGAAGGAGGGCGUCGGCAGCGCGGAGGCGGCGGGGAGUGGCGGCGGCGGCAGCAGAGAGCAGGAGCACGCGCGGCUCGGGGAGAGGGAUCAGCAGGAGUGGCUCAGCGGCGAGCGGUUCAUCACCGGCUGCAAGCGGCGGGAGUCGCCAUUCCUCACCAAGCGGGAUCGCUUCCGCAACGAGUUCCUGCGCCGCGUCGUGCCGUGGGACAAGACCGGCGUCUCGUGGAACAGCUUCCCGUACUACGUCGAUCAGAACGCGAGGCAGCUGCUGAGCGAGUGCGUGGCAUCGCACCUGCGGCACAAGGAUGUAGCUCUGGAGUACGGUUCAGGGUUGCAGUCCUCCAGUGGAAGGAUAUUGCUCCAGAGCUUGCCAGGGACUGAAUUCUACCGCGAGAGAUUUGUGAGGGCUCUUGCCAAUGAGUUGUGUGCACCAUUAUUAGUUCUGGACAGCAGUGUUCUAGCACCAUAUGAUUGUGGCGAAGACUGUUCAGAGAGUGAGGGAGAGGAUAGUCAUGCAGAGGUAGAGGAGAAUGGUUCAGAAUCAGAGGUCGAUGGUGAAGGUGAUGAGGAAUCUGCUGAAAGUGAUGAUGACGAUUCUAUUAAAUCGGUGGCAGACCUAAAGAAGCUAGUUCCAUGCACUCUUGAAGAAUUUGCCAAGAGAGUUGCUGGUAUACAGGAAAGUUCUUCAGCAGCAGAAUCCUCUGGCACUGCUGAGUUAUCCGAAGAAGAGAAGAGGUCUCUUCAAAAGGGAGAUAGGGUCAAGUACAUUGGAGCAUCGGUGGUUGUUGAAGCAGAUAAUAGGAUCAUUUUGGGGAAAGUACCUACUCAAGAUGGCUCAAAGAAUGCCUAUACCUUUAUUAGUGGCAGAACUUUAUCAAAUGGACAGCGUGGAGAGGUGUAUGAGAUCAAUGGUGACCAAGUAGCUGUUAUAUUUGACCCUCCUGAGGAGGUGGCUGAUGGUAAUGAAGAUGAAGCAAAGAAAGAGCAAAAUGCUAAACCAGCAGUUUAUUGGGUUGACAGUCAGGAUAUCGAGCAUGACCAUGACACUCAAGCAGAAGAUUGGCAUAUCGCAAUUGAAGCACUUUGUGAGGUACUGCCAUCUUUACAACCAGCCAUUGUUUACUUUCCAGACAGUUCCCAGUGGCUGUCUAAGGCAGUUCCAAGAUCAAAUCGCAGAGAAUUUGUUGAAAAGGUUGAGAAAAUGUUUGACCAGCUUACUGGAUCUUUAGUAUUGAUAUGUGGGCAGAACAUAGUGGAGGCAUCAACAGCAGCACCUAAGGAUAAAGAACCUAAGACACUGCUGUUCCAUAAUCUAUCUCGCCUGUCUCCACUGUCAUCGUCCUUGAAACAGCUGGUAGGGAGCCUUAAAGGACGGAAGCCUUCAAGGUCCAGUGAUAUAACAAAGCUUUUCAAAAACAGAAUCUUUAUUCCUCUUCCAAAGGAUGAUGAGCAACUGAGAGUUUUCAAUAACCAGAUCGAGAAGGACAGAAAAAUAAUCAUUUCAAGACAUAACCUUGUAGAGUUGCACAAGGUUCUUGAGGAACAUGAACUUUUGUGUGAGGAUCUUUUGCAUGUAAACUCAGAGGGUAUUGCUUUGACAAAACAAAAAGCAGAGAUGGUUGUUGGAUGGGCUAGGAGUCACUAUUUAUCAUCAGCAGUUAAUCCUUCCAUAAAGGGUGAUAGGCUGAUCAUUCCUCGUGAAAGCCUGGAUCUAUCUAUUGGGAGGUUGAAGGAGCAGGAGGCUUCCAAUAAGAGGCCGUCUGAAAACAUGAAGAUUUUGGCUAAAGAUGAGUAUGAGCGCAAUUUCAUUUCAGCAGUUGUACCUCCCAAUGAGAUUGGUGUUAAGUUUGAUGAUAUCGGUGCUCUUGAGGAUGUCAAGAAGACACUGGAUGAACUUGUUACUCUUCCAAUGAGGAGGCCAGAACUUUUUUCACAUGGGAACUUGUUAAGGCCCUGCAAAGGUAUAUUGCUUUUUGGUCCUCCUGGAACAGGAAAAACACUUUUGGCAAAGGCACUUGCUACAGAAGCUGGAGCAAAUUUUAUAAGCAUAACUGGUUCUACUCUCACAUCAAAGUGGUUUGGAGAUGCUGAGAAGCUCACCAAGUCCCUUUUCUCUUUUGCUAGUCGACUGGCUCCUGUUAUAAUAUUUGUGGAUGAGGUUGACAGCUUACUUGGUGCAAGAGGUGGUGCAUUUGAGCACGAAGCAACGAGAAGGAUGAGAAAUGAAUUUAUGGCAGCUUGGGAUGGCCUAAGGUCUAAAGAGAACCAAAGGAUCCUUGUUCUUGGUGCAACCAACCGUCCAUUUGAUCUGGAUGAUGCAGUAAUACGACGUUUACCUAGGAGGAUAUUAGUUGACCUGCCGGAUGCACAGAAUCGGAUGAAAAUUCUAAGAAUUUUACUUGCCAAAGAAAACCUAGAGUCUGAGUUUAGAUUUGAUGAUCUUGCUAAUGCAACUGAGGGUUACUCCGGGAGUGAUUUGAAGAAUCUAUGCAUAGCUGCAGCAUAUAGGCCAGUUCAUGAACUUCUAGAACAAGAAAAUAAGAUAUGGGUAGCACGAAAACUUCAUUAAGAGCACUUAAAUUGGAUGACUUUGUGCAAGCAAAAGCCAAGGUAAGCCCAUCUGUUGCUUUUGACGCGUCAAGCAUGAACGAACUAAGAAAGUGGAAUGAGCAGUAUGGGGAAGGUGGCAGCAGGAGCAAAUCACCAUUCGGGUUCGGGAGCUAAAUAGUCCAGUAGCAAGUUUCCCGCAUAGAGUCGCACGAAUGAGCGUUUUAGUUGUCGGAAACAAGCAGUAGUUGCUUGAUGUUCUUGGCAGUAACUCUGCACUGCCCGUUCCUUAUCUUGUUCAGUCUGUCCACUCCUUUAGCCCCCCCUUUUUACCCAGAGCCUACUAGAACAGUGAUGAUGUCGAUAGCAAAAUGGCAUAUCAGAUGCCAUGGUUUCAUAUAUACCUCAUGUUGUAGUGUCACGGUCUCCCAACCAGAAGGUGACCAGAACUGUAAAUAGCCCCCCGAAUUUUUUGCUCAAGAGCCAACAGUUUUGGUUAUUUGCAUUAAAUUUCAUACCAUUUUGAUUUUUAACCCCACUUUUUACAUGUUUGGAUUGGAUAAUAAACUCUACACGUCGCGGAAAGUCCCUUGAGAGCAACGCAGGCAGUGUGCUAUGUAGCAUCA
This is a messenger RNA of Sorghum bicolor (sorghum), 3446 nucleotides long. RefSeq lists its product as uncharacterized. The transcript is spliced from 24 exons. Gene Ontology annotation, molecular function: ATP hydrolysis activity; ATP binding. NCBI's taxonomy places the organism in Eukaryota, Viridiplantae, Streptophyta, Magnoliopsida, Poales, Poaceae. The record is from RefSeq and is a predicted model, not a curated record. Gene Ontology annotation, cellular component: mitochondrial outer membrane. Bases 95 to 2842 code for a protein of 915 amino acids.